AUGAGGAGGAAAUGCAAGUUCUCUUUACUACCAAGCUUGAAGAGAGGAGUAAUUGUAUAUGCUUAUGAUUCUAAUCCUACGGAAUCCGAUUCUUAUAGACAGGAAAGCACUAGUUUGCGGAUUAAUGAGGUGGAACCAUUUCGUGGGAAAUCAGGUUCCAUUUCAUUUGUUGGGGUGACUCAUCAGUUGGUUGAAGAAAGUAAAUUAGUGUCAGCUCCUUCUGCAGAAAGCACUGGCUCGUUUCUCUGGGCGUGGGCUCCUAUUUCCCUGAUUUCAUCACUGGUCAUUCCGCAGCUCUUUGUUGGUGCUGCAAUUGAUGGCUUCUUCGGUGAUGAGAUCCUCUCAGGUGUGUGGUCCAUUAGUUUUCAUUUAGGCCCGUCUGCAAAUGGCAAAAUGUAG
Messenger RNA from Ilex paraguariensis (yerba mate), 399 nucleotides. The record is from the annotation of a GenBank genome assembly. Lineage: Eukaryota; Viridiplantae; Streptophyta; Magnoliopsida; Aquifoliales; Aquifoliaceae.